AUGCGGACCUACUCGCGCGACAUCACGCUGGGCAGCGCCAGCCACCGGCUCGGGUCCUCGGCCGACGUGGGCUUCGGCGGCACGCCCGCCAACGAGCGCCGCUUCAACAAGAAGCGCAGCUCGCGCCGGCGCAUGCGGAUCUCCAAAGAGUCUAUGAACCGUCUGGUGAUGGACUAUCUCGUGGGCAAAGGCUACCGAGAGGUGGCGGAGGCCUUCUGGCGCGACUCGGGCACCAGACCGCACGUGGACUUGCAGUCGGUGCAGGAGCGCAUGAGCAUCCAGCAGCUGCUGCUCAAGGGGCAGAUCCAGAAGGCGCGCAGCAAGCUGGCCAACAUGAACCCUGACUUCCUGGAGAAGAACAACGGCAUGGAUUUCUUGCUGGCCAAGCAGGAGCUGAUCGAGCUGAUUAAGGCCCACAACAUUGAGGAGGCUCUGCAGUUUGCCAUCAAGAACCUCGCGCCGUUUGGACAGAAGAGUCCCCAAUUUCUUCACGAGAUCGAACGGACGAUGUCCGUCAUUGCGUUCAAGAACCCGUCGGACUCGCCGCUUGGGCAUCUGCUGGAGCAGGCUCAACGCCGUCGCGUGGCAGAUGAAGUCAACUCCGCCAUCUUGCGGAGCCAAAAGCAAGAGCUAGAGCCGAUGCUACCCACCAUGGUCCAGCAGUUCCAUUAUAUGGAAGAUCAGCUCGAGACCAAGCUAAACCGCCCUUCGCACGGCAUUCGUGUCGAAGACUCAGCGCGUUAA
Messenger RNA from Phytophthora sojae, 744 nucleotides. RefSeq lists its product as hypothetical. The record is from RefSeq and is a predicted model, not a curated record. Gene Ontology annotation, molecular function: protein binding. NCBI's taxonomy places the organism in Eukaryota, Oomycota, Peronosporomycetes, Peronosporales, Peronosporaceae. The coding region runs from base 1 to 744 and encodes 247 amino acids. Gene Ontology annotation, biological process: proteasome-mediated ubiquitin-dependent protein catabolic process. Gene Ontology annotation, cellular component: cytoplasm; nucleus. The transcript is spliced from 5 exons.